GCAUAACAGCCUAAACAGCAUGGUUAUUAAACUUGAAGCUCGUUCUUAGAAAAGGUGCGUUGUCUAAGAAUUUACCAGUCUAACUGUUAAUGGGCUUUUCGGACUCAUACCAUCUGUAUCCAUGAUCCAGUUCAAGUGAAUGUGUGCAUGGCCAUGAUAAUGAUAAUAUCAACUGCGGAAAUAAACUUCACAAUGUCGUUUGAGAAUGUAACCUAACGCUUCACGAGUAACACGUCAAGAUACUGGAACAAGAUGAACAGACAGAACAUUCCUCCUCUCCACCCUGGUGUGCUGGCCAUGGGCUCACCUUUAUCUGGUCCCCAGAGCUGCUUGAUACAGGCUAUAGGGAUUAGCAACCAGGAACUGGAAAGUCUACUGGCAAAGCCUGCUAAAGAGUUACCUGUACAAGUCUUCCAUGAACUUGGCAAUAAAUUGCAACCAAUGAGUUAUGGGGUACGUACUGGUGAUUGGGUUCAUGUUGCAGAACUACUAGGGUUUUCUCAACAGCACAUUGAAAAUUUUGAGGUAAAAUCAAACAUCCAACGUGAGUCUGCAGGUUUUCUGAUGUUAAUGGAGUGGCGUGGACAUGAAGACUGCAGUACUCUCUUUAUACUGAGAGAUACCUUAUGGAGCUGUGGUCGUUAUGAUUGUGUCACUUGGCUGGACCAAAAGAUAGAAGAAACAAUGUUUAUGCAUCUUUAUCUGCGAAUCAUAGAUGACUGGAAUCCAUCUUCACCCAUGCGAUUGCUGAAGGUUCGCACUAAAUGUGACUCAACUAUACAAGAGAGUCUUCAGAAUUUACUGGGUGGAGAUUCUGACGAUAGUGAAUAUGAAUUGGUGGACACACCCUUACUGUCAAAGGCUAAAGGGUUCAAGGGAAAACAGAUCACUCUGAGGAAAAAGGCCUCAAGGCGACCAGAUCUUUUACCUUGUAAUAUAACAGCAGGGGAAACCUCUAGCUCAGAUAACAGCAUUGAAAACAGCAUCAUCUUGACUCAAAUGAAACAAGUAAAAUACUUACCAAGUGUAUACAGCAAUACCAGUCCUUGUUGCUUGAGGGAGGAAGAUCAAGAGGAGGUGCUACCAAAGAGCUGUGGGGAUACAAUCAAAAAGACUAUUUACAUCACAGAAGAUUGUGUUUACUGUGGCAAGAUGAGGACCGUCAGUCAGAGACUUGUCAGUGAAGCUUCUUCCGCUAUCAAGACAGGGGUUCACUGUCUGUCAUGUAAUUGUUCUGCCUCUCCUCUUCCCACCACCCAGCCAUUACUUUCUCAGUCAAGUGUCCCUGGAGUGUUGUAUCAACAUUUCAGCCGUUUGGGACAGGACAUUUCACCCUCCUCUGAAGUUUCUUCAAAUCAAUAUCCUGUAAUGACUCUCAACACUGAAAACAGACUGUCAGAGUGUUCUCUUGUAGAGGACUCAGAAAGGACAUCAGUGAAACAGUUGCAUAGAGAUACUGCAUCAGAAAACUUUCCUAACUACAAACCAAAGGCAAACUCAUACAUAAUGCUGCCUUCAGGCACUAGUGUUGGUGAUGGAUUGCAGGGAUUCUCCAGAGAUCAGUCGUCUUUAAUAUCAGCGUCACAGACAAAGAGACAGAGAUCAGUUUCAGAGCCACCAGAUAUUUUAGUCGCUGAACUUAAAGACAAGUUUGAUCUUUCCAUGCCUUCUUCCUCUGCUGAAAUCCAAAAACUUCCCAAGAAGCGUAAAAUAGAAAUAUCUUAUCAAGAAAUUUGUGAAAUAAUGAGAAAUUUUCCUGGUUGGGACCCUGAUGAAACAGAAAAUAUGGUUGAGCAGUCAAUGUCCCACUACUGCAAAGAGGAUGGACACUAUGUUAUUUGGUACAUGAGGGAAACCCAUCGUCUUGUUGUUACUGUCAGUCAUAUGAGGAAGCUGGUCCAUUACGCCGUUUUUUCAGAACGACACAGCAAUGGACAAGACUGGCACUACUUCUUUCCAGAGCAUAAAUUCCCUGAUAUUCGUUCUCUACUAAGGCACCACAUGGAAAAUGGCCUUGACCCUCAGUCUUCUCAGAGAGGUCAAGGCCGUAGAGAUUUUGAUAAGCAGCAGAAUAUGCGGAACAGUCGGCGAGAAGUGAUAUUGUCACACGUGACCUUAAAAUAUCCACGCCGACCACAGCCAAUUAAAUCCAAUGAUAAAGUUUAACAAUACCCUGGUAAUAUCAAUAUCUAACAUAAUACCCUGCAGACCAUAAAGUCAAAUGAAAAAGUUUAGCAAUACUCUGAUAAUAUUGAUAUCUAACAUAAUAUCCAGCAGACCAUAAAGUCAAAUGAAAAAGUUUAGCAAUACUCUGAUAAUAUUGAUAUCUAACAUAAUACCCUGCAGCCCAUAAAGUCAAAUGAAAAAGUUUAGCAAUACUCUGAUAUUAUUGAUAUCUAACAUAAUACCCUGCAGCCCAUAAAGUCAAAUGAAAAAGUUUAACAAUACUCUGAUAAUAUUGAUAUCUAACAUAUUACACUGCAGACCAUAAAGUCAAAUGAAAAAGUUUAGCAAUACUCUGAUAAUAUUGAUAUCUAACAUAAUACCCUGCAGCCCAUAAAGUCAGAUGAUAAAGUAAGUUAAACAAAACUCUGGUAAUAUUACAUACCCUGUAGCGUAUUUGGGUAAUGAAAAAUUAACAAAAGUACAAAAGUCUGAAAGAAGUUCAUAUAAACUGCAUUCAUUUUGUAUUGGGAAAUAAUUGGUAUUUAUAUUUUUAUUAUAUUUGUAUUUUAUGUAUUUAUUUGAAGUGCUUCUUAUUUUUCCUCAAUCCCUACUUUUUCAUCAGGAUGUGUUGAAGGUUGUAUACAUUUGCAGGCGAGUAAUUGCAGAAGUUGUGUUUUGGUUGUACACAAAGCAAGUUUUAUUUCAUUUAUGUUUUUUGAUUAUUAAAAGUUUCCUUGAAAUGUUUCAUAUGAUAUUUUAAUUUAAGGAGGCCGAUAAUGUAAUUAUUUCUACCCUAGAUAUUUUGAAAAAUUUUCCUGUAUGAAUUUUUACUAUUAUAUUGUUUAAAGAUAAAAUAAUCGAUGUAUACCAUCCCGAUUUCUUAGGGGGCAUCUCAAAAGUUGUCAAAUUUUACUAUAUUAAUUUUGUAUUAAAAUCACAAAAACUAGGAAAGGUGUAAUGUCGUACCUACGACUGCAUGAAAAUAAAAGCUGCGCAAAGUCAUGCGCACUUGAAUUAGACUCGGCCUCGUUAAAUUCAGUUUUUAUCUCAUUGUAGACAAUCUUCAACAAAACCACUUGAUAUUAUAACUUGCUGACGAAAUACCCAGAUCUGAAUAUUUUUAAUAUUGCAAUAAAAGUCGAUGUGCCACUAUAUUUACAAUUAGUACGUUUUAGUAUAAGUCUUUUUUUGUAAUCUCCUGAGCAUUUAAUAUUUAUAUAUAUAAUUUUUAUUCAUUCAUAAAUCUGAAUACCAGUGGGUUAAAACCAUUAAAAAUUUUUUAUUGUUAUAAAAAUUUGUAAGCACUGUUAUUCGGUAAAUGGUGAAUAUUUGCGUGAGGGAAAUUUUUGUAAUGAGUAAAGUUACACGUGGAGAGUGGGGGUGGCAGUAUACCGUGUUAGCAGCCGGUGGUCUCCAUACCUGUAUCUAAAUUUCAUGUAAAGAUAAUUAAUGUUCAUGUUUACCAUUUCUUUUAUGUAGAGUUCAUGUUUCUUGGAUGAAACUUCCAUACAUCUAAUUAAUAUAUAACGAAGAAUAUUUUUUUUCUCAUUUUUUGCAAUUAAAUAACAAU
Messenger RNA from Saccostrea echinata, 3736 nucleotides. RefSeq lists its product as uncharacterized. Lineage: Eukaryota; Metazoa; Mollusca; Bivalvia; Ostreida; Ostreidae. Gene Ontology annotation, biological process: signal transduction. Bases 253 to 2166 code for a protein of 637 amino acids. The record is from RefSeq and is a predicted model, not a curated record. Gene Ontology annotation, molecular function: protein binding. The transcript has 8 exons.